AUGCCACGCCGAAUCGGCGCCAACUCGAUUGCUCCAGAAGCCCCGAAUACUGCACAACCAACUGUCAAUCCGUAUAGACGAAUUGUUCUUCCCAUGAAGGUCAUAGUCGGUCUCACCAUCAUGACAGCCGCCUGUAUCUCGUUCUCUGGAUUCGUCAUCUACGUGGUGAUGACCAAACCGCACAAUCCGAACAUGACCGUGACAGAGUAUGGGCCGUUAUAA
Messenger RNA from Caenorhabditis elegans, 222 nucleotides. RefSeq lists its product as uncharacterized. The transcript has a single exon. Lineage: Eukaryota; Metazoa; Nematoda; Chromadorea; Rhabditida; Rhabditidae. The coding region runs from base 1 to 222 and encodes 73 amino acids. The record is from RefSeq and is marked reviewed.